UUCUUGUUUGUUUCACAUUGAUUUGUUGGCAUGCUUGCCUACAAGCUCAUUUUAACAAAAAAAAGCUUCGUUUUUCCAAUUGAGAAAUCCAUCAAAAUUGUUUGAUAAUUAUUGAUUUAAUUUUUGUUUCUUAUUAAUCACCAAUUAUGAGUGGAAAGUUUUUCAAACAUCUCUCGGAUACUGAAUCCGAAACUGAAGAAUCUGAAGAAGAAGUAUUAGCACCGACAAGGGCGGCACAAGCGAAUUAUUCAUUCAGCGAUGAAGAUGAUGAUGUAAAACGUGUAGUAAGAAGUGCUAAGGAAAAACAUUAUGAAGAAUUGAAUAAAACAAUAAAAUUGAUACGAAAUCAUAAAAAAAUUAAAGAUGUAGCCAAAUUAUUGAGCGGAUUCGAAGAUCUAAUCAAAGCUUAUCAAAAAGCAAAAUCAUCGGUUAUUGAUAAAGAAGAAGGUGGUAAAGUACCUAAAUUUUAUAUAAAAUGUCUGGUUGAAUUGGACGAUUUUGUGCAGGAAAAUUGGGAAGAUCGAAAGAAUAUGAAUAAAAAUAAUUCAAAAUCAUUAACAACAUUAAGACAAAAAUUGAGAAAAUAUAAUAAAGAAUUCGAACAAGAAAUUGCCGAUUAUCGUGAAAAUCCACAAGGUGAUUAUGAAGGAAAAGAAUUGGAUGAUGAAAGUGAAUCAGAUGAUGAUGAUGCCAGUUCGCUUGAUGAACCAAAAGCUAAAGCUACUGACUUUGAACGACAAAAAACAAUCAGUACAACAUCCAAAGAUGCCAGCGAUGAUGAUGGUGUUGGUGCUGGCCAAGAUGAUGAUGAUGAAAGUGAUUGGGAUAUGUCAUCCGAUGAAGAUGAAUCAUCAUCCGAUGAUGAAGAUUAUGGGGAAAAUUUAUUGGCCAAAUUUUUGAAAAAAGAUACCGAUAAAGAUAAAGAGAUCAAAAAACGAGAAAAAAAAGUUAAAGAAAUUCGUAAGAAAAAAGGUGAUGAUGAAGAAGGCGAAUGGACAAAAGUGGAAGGUACAGCUGCACAAGAAAAACCGAAAAUGUUUGCCAAAGAUGCUGAAAUCGAUCAUCAAGUCAUGGGCAAAAAAUUGAUCGAAGUUAUGGCAAUGCGUGGUAAAAAACGUGUCGAUCGUCUGGAUCAAUUGGAUAUGUUGAAUGAAUUGCUGACAAUUUCACGACAAAAUAAUUUUGGUCCAGCAUUAGAAGUGAAAAUUUUACUUGGCCUACAAUCAGCUUUGGCUGAUUAUGGUUCAGGAAAUUCAAUGAAAUCAGAAAUUUGGAAAAAAUAUCUGCAAAAUAUGGAAACAAUCAUGGACCUUCUGGAAAAAAAUCCCGAUCUAACCGUACAGGAAACUAUUCAAGAAGAUCAAGAAUCAUUCAAAGAUCCACCGUAUUUGGUACAAGGUUGUGUGCUAACAAUGUUGGAAAAAAUGGAUGAGGAAUUUAUUCGUUUAUUGCAAAAUUGUGAUCCACAUUCACCGGAUUAUGUUGAAAAAUUAUGCGAUGAAACUCGAUUGAUUGCUAUUAUUUCUAAAGUUCGUUCAUAUUUGGAAUAUAAUAAUCGCGGAUCACCCGCCGAUUUAUGUCGAAUUUAUAUGCUCACUAUUGAUUUUCUUUACUAUAAAUUUGAUGAAAAAAUCAUUAUCAAUUCGGAAAAUGAUCAGAAGAAAAUUACAUCCAAAAUCGUUCGCCAUCCCAAAUUGAUUAUCAGUGCAACUGAAAGCUCCAAGCAACAACAACAACAAUCAUCAUCAGAUAAUAAUGAAGUACUUUUGAACAGUCAACAAUUAAUAGAUCGUCUUUGCAAAUAUAUUUAUGUUAAUGAUGAAACAGGUCGUUUUAGCAAAAUGGCUGCCCUAUCACAAGUUUAUCAUUAUGCAUUACAUGAUCGUUGGUAUGAAGCACGUGACCUUAUGAUUAUGACCGGUUUACCGACAAGUAUUCUUAGCCAUAAAUCCGAUAUUCAGCUGCAAAUUCUUUAUAAUCGUUCAUUAGUUCAACUCGGUUUAUGUGCAUUUCGUCAUGGUUUUAUUUUCGAUGCUCAUUCCUCAUUGUUGGAUAUUCUUUAUAAAGGUCGUGUGCGGGAAUUGUUGGGUCAAGGUUCGAGCAGAUCGAAUAUGAAAGCCGUAGAACGUUCACCGGAACAAGCCAAAUUGGAAAAACGUUGUCAGAUACCAUUUCAUAAGCAUAUAAAUUUGGAUCUAAUCGAAUGUGUAUAUCUUGUGUCGUCGAUGUUGUUGGAAAUUCCCGAAGUUGCUUCAAAUGAAUUUAGUGUACGAAAAAAAUUGAUCAGUCGUUCGUUUUUCAAUCAACUUCGAAAGAAUGAAGAACAACCAUUGGUUGGUGUGCCGGAAGCAAUGCGUGAACAUGUAGUGGCUGCAUCAAAAGCUAUGCGUAUCGGUAAUUGGAAACAAUGUCAGGAUUAUAUCAUCAAUGAAAAAAUGAAUGCCCGUGUUUGGAAUUUUUUCUACAAUGCCGAUAAAGUACGAACAAUGUUGGCGCAAAAGAUUCGUGAAGAAUCCUUGCGUACAUAUUUGUUUACCUAUAGUUUUGUUUAUGAUUCAAUUUCUAUCGAUACAUUGGCCCAGAUGUUUGAUUUGGAAUCGAAUAUUGUUCAUAGUAUCAUAAGCAAAAUGAUUAUCAAUGAAGAAUUGAUGGCAUCAUUGGAUGAACCAACACGUACCGUUGUUAUGCAUCGCACUGAACCAUCAAGGAUUCAAAGUUUAGCCCUACAAUUGGCCGAUAAAGUUAAUACAUUAUUGGAUUAUAAUGAACGAUUAUUAGAAUUGAAAUUAGUACCGAUGGGACAUUUCAGUCAAGGUCAAAGAUUUGAUCGUAAUUAUCAGAAUCGCCAAGGUAAUCGUCAAGGACAAAAUCGACAGAAUAGACAAAAUUAUGAUCGACAACAUUAUCGUGGUGAUCAAAAUCGUGGUAAUCGAGGAAAUCGUGGUAACCGUGGUGGCAAUCGUGGUGGGGACCGAGGUGAUCGGGGUGGUGAUCGAGGUGACCGUGGUGGUGAUCGUGGCGGUGACCGUGGUGGUGAUCGUAGAGAAAAACGAACCGACAGACAAGAAAGUCGUGAAUAAAAGGAAUUUUUUCUCUCAAUCUUUUUGCACACACAAAAACUAUUCAUAUUAUUUGUAACAGAAAUCAGAAAAAAACAUAAAAAAUUUUUUUUUUAAUUUUUUAAAAAGAAAUUUCAUUGAAUAAAAACAGA
Dermatophagoides pteronyssinus (European house dust mite) is the source of this 3211-nucleotide messenger RNA. RefSeq names its product eukaryotic translation initiation factor 3 subunit c (gene eIF3c). Gene Ontology annotation, biological process: translational initiation. Gene Ontology annotation, molecular function: RNA binding; translation initiation factor binding; translation initiation factor activity. The record is from RefSeq and is a predicted model, not a curated record. NCBI's taxonomy places the organism in Eukaryota, Metazoa, Arthropoda, Arachnida, Sarcoptiformes, Pyroglyphidae. Gene Ontology annotation, cellular component: eukaryotic translation initiation factor 3 complex.